AUGGCCAUUCGGGACAUUGUCGUCAACCCGUCCCUGCUGCCGGUGCUCAAUUUGAGCGCCGAAACCCGCGACCAAUGCAUGCAAUUGCUCGCCGUGCUCGACCCGUCGGCUGACUCCUACUCUGACUCCGAAGAACGCGCCCUGGCUGCGUCCAAGGAACAGAAGCAGCUGUUCGCUCUUCUGGCUCGCCUUCGUGGGCUCAACCGCGAUGCUAUUCUACGCGUCCGAGAGACGAAGCAGGCGACCGCAGAGGCCCGCCAGGAAAUCGACCGUUUACACCUGCAACUUCAGAAUCUCUACUACGAACAACGGCACCUGACGGGGGAAAUCGCUGCGUGCGAGUCUUAUGAUCACAAAUACCUUGCCCUUCCAUUGAUCCCGCUCGAAGAAUUCCUAGCGUUGCACCCCGAGCAUCGUGAAUCGGACGAACACGAUCUCAUGAUCGCUCGCAUCAACCACGAACAUGCCGAACGGGAGAAGCUGGAGCAGGCGCGACAAGAGCUUCUGAAGCGGAAACAGGCCUUGAUUGCGGAAAACAACAAACGCAAGGAGGAUCUGGCCAGUCUGGACCAGGAUUUGGAGCGCUUUAUCGACGUAAGUCUCUGUCCUAGUGAGUUUCGGACGAUGUUGCUAACCCCUGGCAGGCCGCCAAGCCCAUUCAGAAGAUCUUCGAAAAGGAGUAUUAGCGGUGGGCUUGCAAUCAACUCCAACAACUCCAACUCCCCUCCCACUCUCUCCCAUCUGGUCCUGUACCAGGCUACGUCGCCCUCGUCAAAGCAUGUCCUGGUCAUGAUCGCCAAGAAUGAAGACCUGUCGUCAUCACAGACCGAUCCCCACCCCGAUUAUACCAUGACCGUCAGCACCCCCUCGCCGCGUCCGCCGCCCCCGGAGAAGCCAGAGGCUAUCCGGACGCGAUUCAAGGUCAUUGCAGCCUUCUGGGCGGUGAUUAUUUUUCUGGGAUUCCCGAUCUGGUGGAAGACCACAUCGAUCUAUCGAGCUUCCUUGCCUAUCCCGGAAAUGAUUGAUUGGGCCGAUGGAAAGACAUGUCGUCCUGUUUUCCCGCUUGAAAUCCGAGUCGAGACGCCUCACCUACCUGACGCAGAGGCCCAGCACUUGCUCCGGACGACACAACAUACCCUCGAUGACUUAAAUGAAUUCUCCGCACAUCAUCUGCGGCUGAAGCUAUCGAACGAUAAUGUUGACGAGCCACUGAAUGAACCGGCAGACACGGCCUUGACAGUGCGCCUCUUACCACAAGACGACCUAAUCAACCCCAAGUCCGAACUCCAGCACGACACCACCCAGCUCGACGUCUUUUACUCACCAAACCAAAUACCGCCCCUUUCAUCAUCCAACCCACCGUUGUCCGCUUACAUUGCGGGUGAACUUCAGCAGCUAUUCACAGAAGAGAAGGCUAUCAUUGCGCAAAUCCUGUCGAACAGCCAUGCAUCAAGUGCGGCAGCCACCAGUCAGCCGUCCUCGACUAUGCUUUCCUCGGUCUCUCCUCAGCUCGCGGACAGUAUUGCCAAGCGCCUCCGACGCUCGAUGAAAUACGCCGAUACCUAUCACCUCGCCUUUUCCUUGUUCACUCCCGGCACAGAGCCCUCCUCGUGGGACAUUCAGGCCGCUGUCCACGACUACAUAACCCCAUUGCUGCAGACCUUCUCUCCAAUCAGCAAUUUUACCGUCGACACCCAAGUUCAGCUAUACGCGACUUUCGCACCCACAGCUCCGGCACCCGAAUACGACGAAAGCCACGGAGUUUGGACCCUAAAGCCCGAAGACCUCAGCGCGUUCAUCAACGCGGCCGAAUGGCCUCUCAGCCCCAGCAUCGGCCCAGGCCCCACCAUCAAUUUUAUUCUCUAUGUGCCUGACGCAGCGCAAUCCCCCUUGGUGGUCAAGGACAGUCUGGCGACGAGCUGGGUCGUGCCUCAAUGGGGUGGUGUGGUCCUUCUCAACCCCGCGAACGGCACCCAGCUUCAGCAUUUAUCGGGCGAUGCGCUUCAGGCCCCGUUUCUGACCUUUUCCCACCAACUCCUCACUCUUCUCGGCGCCCCUUCCACCCCGGCUGCGCUGCCUUUCCGACUGCAGACACUCACCCGCAUUCGGGCCGCGAGUCUGCUCCUCUCUGCAUCCUCUACCAUGGGCUCCCUCGCCCGUCUCACCGAGUCACUUCCCUCCAUCCCCAUCCCUGCUACCGUGGCUGCCUCCGUGGCGACGACCCUCUCGCAUCUGACCUCGACCUGUGAGCAUCUCCGACGGGGACGAUUCCAGGCCGCGCUAGCGGAUGCACGAAUCGCCGAGACGGAAGCGGAGCGCAGCUUCUUCGAGAAGAGCAUGGUCGGCCAAAUGUACUUCCCGGAUGAGCACAAGGUGGCCGUGUAUCUGCCUCUAUUGGGCCCCAUUGGCGUUCCCCUCAUUGUCGGCUUGCUAAAGGAGGUCAAAAAGGCCAUAGCCCUGCGGAAGGCCAGGAAGGCUACCUGA
This is a messenger RNA of Aspergillus aculeatinus CBS 121060, 2484 nucleotides long. RefSeq lists its product as uncharacterized. NCBI's taxonomy places the organism in Eukaryota, Fungi, Ascomycota, Eurotiomycetes, Eurotiales, Aspergillaceae. The transcript is spliced from 4 exons. The coding region runs from base 1 to 2484 and encodes 827 amino acids. The record is from RefSeq and is a predicted model, not a curated record. Gene Ontology annotation, biological process: attachment of GPI anchor to protein. Gene Ontology annotation, cellular component: GPI-anchor transamidase complex.